This is a messenger RNA of Puccinia triticina, 900 nucleotides long. RefSeq lists its product as uncharacterized. The coding region runs from base 1 to 900 and encodes 299 amino acids. The transcript is spliced from 2 exons. The record is from RefSeq and is a predicted model, not a curated record. Lineage: Eukaryota; Fungi; Basidiomycota; Pucciniomycetes; Pucciniales; Pucciniaceae.
AUGUGUGAACUAUUUGACCGGAUCGUUUACGGUAUACCUGUCCCAGCUUUGUCAUUUUUAAUGGCCACAAAAGUACUGAACGAAUCGAAAAGUACUCGAGAAGUCUUAAUGGAAUUGAGAGGGACACGGCUUCCAAAAGAAAUCAUACACCUAAUCGAUACGGCAUUGGUGAAGGGGAAGGCUUUCGAAUUACGAAAAGAGUGGCGGAGCUCGCUCAAACGGUCGCUUCCGAGUUCGUUCGAUGAUUCUCUUCACGUGGAGGAGUCAAAGGGGUCGGUAGAAGAAGUUUGGUUGGACAUGCUGAGCAAAGACUUGCUAUGGGAAAUUGUGGAUUCGAAUCAGUGCUGCUUGAAACCCAGGAAGCUGUACCAUGAUGAGGAACAUGAGCUUGCACGACACUUGCGGGAAUAUCUGAGCACUUUGCCACAGCCCCUAGUGAUAGUGAACCGGACGCUACUUUCAAGGGACUCCAUGAUUGCCAACGAGAAAUUUCAUGAAAAUUCUGAAAGCACUGAAGAAAAUGAGGAAGAAGAUAUUCUUGUAAUCUGUCUGCCCAACCACAUACUUCAAUAUGACAUCCGACCCUCUUUCAACAACAAAGCAGCCAUUGGUCAGAUCGAUCUGGACGACUGCGAUGCGGAUAACCUCGAACUCACCCGGGGAAUAGUAGAGAAAGUCGAUGUGGAAACUGGAUGGAACGAGGACUUUAUACUUUCAAUGCGACAUCAUUUUCAGUACCUUUUGAAACAAUGCGAUCUAGCCCUCGGCAAUGAGAACGGAAGUGGCCUUUUCGAUAAUCGGGAUCGGCUAUUGGGAUGGUGGCGUGUUGAGGAAGUUGUGUGCGAUUGUCAGUGUGAUGACAUCUCGCAAGGAGCUGGUCACCGGGUUCAACAUACAUAA